AUGAAGUGUUAUGGCCAUCGAACAUUGUUAACAUCACGUGGGAAAAUUUUUUGUAUAUUCUAUGCCAUAUUGGGUAUUCCCAUGUCAUUGAUUAUGUUUCAAUCAGCUGGUGAACGUUUAAAUUCUAUAUUGACUUAUGUUUUAACAAGGCUAAAACGUUUGUUUAAUAAGAAGUCAACAAAAAUUACCGAUGGCGAAUUACUCGUUGCUGAAACGCUAUUAUCAGUUAUUACGCUUUUGAUUGGAGCAUUCGUAUUUUCAAGAUAUGAGGAUUGGACAUUUUUUGACUCGUUCUAUUAUGGUUUCAUUACAUUAACAACAAUUGGAUUUGGAGACUUUGUUGUAAUGCAAAAAGAUCGUGAUGGUAAAUUUUGGUCUAAAGUUGAAUAUUUUAUUUUUUGUAUGACAUUCAUUUUUUUCGGUUUAACUCUUUUGGCAUCGUCCAUGAAUUUACUCGUAUUACGUUUAGUCGCAUUUUACAGUGAAGAACGAUUACUCGAACGUAUUCGACAAGAAGAACAAGCGAGACAAGCUGUUCUUCUCAAAGGUGAUGUUAUUUGUAGUGCAAAUAAAGGUGGACCAGAUGGAAGUGCGUCUGGUAAACAAGAUCAAAGAGAACAACCAGAGACACUUUAUGAUAGUAGAACGUCAGUAUGUUCUUGUACGUGUUUCGAUACUUAUUACGAAAGACGACAUAAAAUAAAAAAACGUCAGAAACGAUCAAAAAAUACCAAACAUCACAAUGGUGGUAUGAAACUAAUGAAAUCGUCCGAUUCAACAUCGUCAAUAAGAUUUAUUGUACAAUCACGGAGAAGUUCAGUGUGA
Messenger RNA from Didymodactylos carnosus, 825 nucleotides. The record is from the annotation of a GenBank genome assembly. NCBI's taxonomy places the organism in Eukaryota, Metazoa, Rotifera, Eurotatoria, Philodinida, Philodinidae.